UUGAGAUUAGGUUUUUCAGACUCUCUACGCUCAUACUCUCUUUCAUUUUAGCUUCUCUCCGUUGCGGCUAGGGUUAAAGAUCUUUUUUCUCUGUACUUUUCAUUUCAUACUUCUAAAUUUAUUGAUUGUUAGGAUAUUAGAUCUACAACCAUCAUCUCCUCUCCAUGGAUAUAUAAGUGUUUCUGUUGUAAGUUUAAAUCUCCUGUGAGAAAGAAGGGUUAAGGGUUUUUGUUUUGUAAUUUUAUAUUUAUAACCAUGGCAAGUUCAAACCCAUUUGAUUUGUUGGGUGACGAAGAUAAUGAAGAUUUGUCUCAAUUGAUGGCUAAAGCUGCUUUAGCUGCUGCGGCUAAUACUGCACCUCCUCCUCAACAGCAGGUUAAGCAACAUGCUAAGUUGCCUUCCAAGCCACUUCCUCCUGCUCAGGCUGUGAAUGAAGCUAGGAAUGAAGGGCGAGGAGGAGGCCGUGGUGGUGGCCGUGGAUUUGGUCGUGGGCGUGGUGGAAACAACCGUGAGCCACGUGAACGUCGCGAGCCACGUGAAGGUGGAUACAACCGGGAGCCACAUGAGGGAGGAUACAACCGCGAGCCACGUGACUCUGGCAAUAGCGAGAAUACUUUUAGCAGCAAUGGAGCCGUCGGAGGAUAUGGUGGUGGUGAUAGGGAUGUUGACAGGUUGGAAAGACGUGGGGGUUAUGGUGGUUCACGUGGUUCGUCCCGCGGUGGCCGUAGAGGUGGUUUUGAUGGUGGAGAAGGUGGUGAUGGUCCUCGUAGGGUGUUUGAACGACGAAGUGGAACUGGGCGCGGGAAUGAAUUUAAGCGUGAAGGGGCUGGUAGAGGAAAUUGGGGAACCAGUACUGAUGAAAUUGCUCAGGAGACGGAGGAAGUUGUUAAUGGAAAUGAGAAGAGCGCUGACAUCGAGAAACUUUCUGGCGAGGAAGAAGCUACUGUCGAUGCGAACAAGGAGACUCCUGAGGUCGAGGCAGAACCCAAAGAACCUGAAGAUAAGGAAAUGACCCUUGAGGAGUACCAGAAAGUUCUGGAAGAGAAGAGGAAGGUUCUGCAGGCACUGAAGGCCGAAGAAAGGAAGGUUGAAAUGGACAAAGACUUGAAAAAGAUGCAACCUCUUGCAUGCAAGAAGACCAAUGAUGAAAUCUUCGCAAAACUGGGCGUUGACAAGGAAAAGCGAAAAGAGAUUGCCGACAAGGAAGAGAGAGCCAAAAAGUCGGUCAGUAUUAGUGAGUUCCUCAAACCUGCUGAUGGCGGCGGAAGAAACUACAACAGCUCUGGUGGACGUGGCCGGGGACGUGGCCGUAGUUCAAGAGGUGGUGGUAGCGGUUUUGACCGAGGCAACAACUCAGCAAGUGCAGUGGCUGCUCCUUUAAUUGGAGAUCCUGGGCAGUUCCCAACUCUAGGUGGCAAGUGAGACUUGGACCUCUUAACUAGCUUCCUCCUGCAAUCUCUUUGGUUUACCUAGGUUGGGUCUUCCAGUUUCCAUUGAUCUGGAGGAAGUUAGGAGUGGCAGAGAUGAUAAUCAGGAAGUUACAUUCCUGUUAAUCUGAAGAUUCCUUUGAACUUAUUUUAGUGGGUUAAAUUGUAAAUUUUUUGGUAUUUAUGUGUUUUACAAUCGUGGUUUCUUAUUCCUGGACUGAUACUGAUUUGCAUGCACACACCCUUCUAGAAAUUUAGGGUAUAUGGAUAUUCAUCUGUGCACUUCAGACUAGAGUUAUGUAGUUCAGUUUUGCUACUUCAGUAGAUUGACAAUUUUGUUUUCUUAAUUUCUCUGGUCUUUUGCACUUGUAGUUGCUAAUGAGAUACUUGUGAACUAGAUGUUUCGA
This is a messenger RNA of Papaver somniferum (opium poppy), 1834 nucleotides long. Its product is annotated as RGG repeats nuclear RNA binding protein A-like. The transcript has 7 exons. Gene Ontology annotation, molecular function: RNA binding. Bases 256 to 1422 code for a protein of 388 amino acids. Gene Ontology annotation, cellular component: cytoplasm; nucleus. The record is from RefSeq and is a predicted model, not a curated record. NCBI's taxonomy places the organism in Eukaryota, Viridiplantae, Streptophyta, Magnoliopsida, Ranunculales, Papaveraceae.